Rhipicephalus microplus (southern cattle tick) is the source of this 5586-nucleotide messenger RNA. RefSeq names its product glutamate receptor ionotropic, kainate 2. The record is from RefSeq and is a predicted model, not a curated record. Gene Ontology annotation, cellular component: membrane. Lineage: Eukaryota; Metazoa; Arthropoda; Arachnida; Ixodida; Ixodidae. Gene Ontology annotation, molecular function: ligand-gated monoatomic ion channel activity.
AUGACUCCAAGGAAUCGCUGCGGCAUCUGUGACCACCUGCGGUUUGAAAACGACCUGGCAACGAUUGACAGCAUCCGGUGUCUGCAGCAAUGGAGCAAUGCCAUAGGGGUACCUUUACGGUGGUUUCCGGCUGCUGCCGACGUCGCUCAGUUUCAGGCCCAGGAUGUCGGAAUGCUUACAGAAUACCACAACUACAUUACAACGUCCUUGGAUCUGAACACGCUAGAUCUGCGCUCCUUCUACAGCUCGCGAUGCAACAUGACCGGCUUCCGCAUGGUGACCACCGAAGAGUCGCCUUCGUACUUGGGUCAGCUCGACGAGAAACCAAUCAGUGGUAUCGAGGACUCGCUGCAGCUGCUGUCUCCAAAGGCGCGGCAAAUCUUUUCGAGCGUAAAGUUAGGUGCAGCUGUGGCCCACGACGCAGUGUUAUCAUUUGCCCGCGGACUGCAGACACUGAGCAGGAGCCGAAAUCUGGAACCCAAGCAUGACGCCACGUGUCAGCCAGGCCGCGUUGCCUGGCCCUAUGGACUCUCGCUCGCCACGCAAAUCAAAGCGGGCACUGCAUCCGGUCUCACAGGAAGACUGCAGUUCGACACGUUUGGAUCUCGGACGAACCUAUCCUUUUCGCUGGUUCAGCUUAAAGAAACCGGCCUCUCACAGGUUGGCACCUGGGAUGAGCGCAGCGGCGUUCAUUACAGCAAGAAUCAAAGCGAGGUUUACGAAGAGGUAGCUCACACACUGCGCAAUAAAACACUGCGCGUUGUUACUAUCGUGAGUGAGCCAUACGUUUUGUUGCGCAAGGACUCGAAGACGUCAUCAGCCGGUGAAGACAGGUUGGAUGGAUAUUGCGUCGAUAUUCUGCGACAGAUGGCGCUCCUGCUUGGAUUCCGCUUUGAACUGCGUCUUGUGCGUGAUGGUACCUAUGGUGUAGUAAACGCACGUGGAGAGUGGAGUGGUAUCAUCAGAGAAGUCAUGGACAGGGAAGCCGACUUGGCCAUCGGGGACCUCACCAUCACGGUGUCUCGCUCACGCGCGGUGGACUUCACGCUGCCCUUCAUGCAUACCGGCAUCGGCAUUCUGUACCGACGACCCGUACAGGAGUCACGUCUCUUCUACUUUCUGCUGCCCUUGUCUCUCGACGUCUGGCUCUGCCUACUGGCAGCGUACCUGGGUUCUGCGCUGAUGCUCCACUUGGCGGCACGCAUGGCCCCCGCCGAAUGGCACGUGCCGAGACACGGCGCGAAGUGCGACUGCGAUCGCUCAUCGGGUGCGGACAGUCCUAGAAAUGCACUCGGGCUUGGAGAGAGCCUGUGGUACGCAACGGCGGCGCUCCUUUUCCAAGGCUGUGAAACCAGCCCCAGGGCCGCGUCCACAAGACUCAUUGCGAUCAGCUGGUGGGUGUUCUCGCUUAUCAUGGUUUCCUUCUACACGGCCAACAUGGCCGCUUUCUUGGUCAACGAGAAGCUCCAGUUUCCCAUAGAAAACGUUCAUGACCUGGCUGCGCAGUCCAAGAUUAAGUACGGCUGCAUGUCGUCGGGCUCAACGGAGACGUUUUUCAAGGAAUCGAAACUGGAGCCGUACGAACGGAUGUGGACGGUGAUGUCGAACAACCGCGAGGACUCCCUGGCGUCAUCGACCGGCGAAGGCGUGGAGCGCGUCCGGAGAGGCGACUACGCAUUCUUGAUGGAGGCAGCAACCAUCGAGUAUCUCACAGACCGAGAUUGCCAGCUGGCUCAGAUUGGGGGCCUCCUCGACUCCAAGGGAUAUGGAUUCGCACUGCCCCGAGGGUCCCCUUACACGGCCCACUUGUCCGAAGCCAUUCUCCGGUUACAAGAAACAGGGGUGAUCGCGCGUCUCAAGAAGCAAUGGUGGAUGGGACACUGCUCUCAGCAACGCGAAAAGGAAAGAGGUUCGUCUGCACUGUCCGAUGUACAGGACUCGUCGGAGGAGGCCAAUGCACUGGGUGUAUCCAAUGUUGGAGGCGUCUUCCUCGUUCUUCUUGGAGGACUCGGUGUUUCCAGCGUGUGCGUCAUCUUGGAAUUCGUGUGGAAGACCCAUCCUUCAUCUAAAGCCAAGAAGAAGGCUUUAGAAAGGAGUUGUGAUAUUAUGGAACUGUCCAAAAAAGAGUCGAAGACUUCGCUGGAGGUGCUCGCAACUGCUCAACAGGAUCGCUCAAUAUCGGUGCUGCCGGCGACGACGCUUCAAGUGGACGUGGUAGACAACGGCGAGGCAUCGGCGCAUGCGCAGCAGAGGAGACCCGACGUUUCCUAGCAGUGCGGCGAGUCACCAGACGUUCUUGCCACGGCUACGCACAACCCCGAGGCAUUCUGGUGACUCUCCUAUAAAACCCGUGUGCCGACAUGGUGAACGCUGAAAAAAAAAAACUCUAAAGACCCGCUGACUUCCGCGACCAAGUGUUUGUGUCACUGGUGCAUGUGCCCCGCCUUUUUUAAGGACGGUGAAAAGUGUGAAACAAUUGAGUGAACGUGCGCUGACUCGCUCCCGCUCAUCAUGAUGCGUCGUGAUAUGGGCGUCUUCUGAAGCCGUCGUCCGAAGCCAUGCUUUUUUUUUUAAAUGAACGUUUCGUCCUAUGGUAGCAAAUGACGUGAAAGUGCAUGCUAGAUAUAAGAAAGGAGGAGGGUGAAGAUGAAGGCACUGCGUGGUGUAAGUCAAACGAGUCGAAUAACUAAUUACGUCUAAACAUACAAGACAACGUGACAACAUAAACCAACGAGCAAUGGCACUGUCUUACUUCGUCAAAUAUCAGGUGGCACAUUUCCUUGCCAAAGGGAAACAUUAAGCAAGCUUGCUGUUUCAAUUGCUUCUAUUCAUGCAAGGAAUAACAAGUUGUGCACGGAUGAAAUUGUGUUGAAUCUCUUCCCCACUUAAGAGAAGAAAGGCACGUAAGUCAGGCCUUCCCCUUUCAUUUGUUCUACGGAUAUUUUAACUGUCUGAUAGAAACAACCUUAUAUGCGUAAUGGCUUCUAAUGAAUAUAUACAAAAGUUAUGGCCGUCUUUAGCAAGUAUUAUUAAAGAAUUUGGCAAACUGCAUAGAAAAGUUGUAGUUAUCGUCUUUUGCCCGGAAGUAGCACAAUGGGGGCUUUCAGAAAAGUUAAGUAUAAAACAGCGUCAGGCACUUUGAAAAAAAAAAAUGAGAUUGACCAGCGUGUUAACUUGCACUGAAUAAAGGAGCUGGUUAAUUGAAAUAUCUAUGGAAGGAGGGAAGACCAUACGAUCAUUCUGGUUAGUAUAGCUGGGUCAAAGAAAAUAUUCAUCUCUGCAUUCAUGGGGCGUGCUACGCUUGUCUCUUACGUAGGCUGCGUCAUACAUUUGAACCAACUCAUUUAAAAUGCCAUUGUUUUGUACCGCUGUAUGUCGAUGUAUAAAAAAAAAGUUGAUAUAAAAGUGGUCAGUGAUUUGAAAUGCCGUUUUCUACACUUCACUUGGGAAAGCCGAAAUUUAAUAAAAUAUGUAGCAGGCAUCGAAGUGAUUGAAGUAGAGAUAAAAAAUACGGGCAACAGCGAGAUUCUUUGUCCAGUAGCUUUCGCAAUCGGCAAAAAUGUGCAAAAAUUACUCUGACCUGAUGAUUAACUUAAAAACACUUGUCCUAAACUCAGUCCAAGUUGGCACCUUACAGGUGCUCUUCUAUCUAAAAAAAACAAGAAAGCAUUUUUAUUUACGACGAUUCUGAAGCUCUUUUCAAAGCUUGCUUCAUCAAUAUUGCAAUGGGAGCAUUCUGACGGGGUUCACUAGAAUAUCAUCCUGGACUGCAACUUGUAACGUGCAUUUUUUUUAAGAGACUGAUUUAAAAAGGGAACGAGUGGGGGUUGAUAUACAAGAGGGCUAUGAAGUGUAUACUAAAUCAAAGCAAAAUAUAUGUAUCCACUAAAUUAAUCCUAAAACUCCACAUGAAAAGUUCAGAGUUGAUGUAACAAUUUUGGUAAUUCAAAAAUUACGUUGCGCUAACCAAAUGGUAUCUCAGAUGAUGUGGCAUAUUCGACACACGGAAGAUAAGGCAGAAAACUUUUUGAGAAUCUUACCUGCACCUAUAUAUCAAUGAGUUGCCGUACCAUGAUCGAGGAAAUAUUUUUGGAGCCUAGUUCAUGAAAACGAUGAUGCCUGCGUUAAAAUAUUCAUGAGUGUAACAUAUAAAACACGUGACUAAUUUACAAAAGUGGUAAUCAGGAGGCGAGAGAUUUAAAUAAUUGCCUUGCUCCAACGCUAUACCUUAUCCAGAAGUUAGAAGAGUCAAUUAUUGCUUCCGCAUAUAAUUGCGAUAUAUUGGUGUCCGUUAUCUGAUAUUUAAAUUUACCAAGUUACUCUGUGUUCACGUUUGUUUGUUGCACUGAGCAAAUAGUGAGGAACAACCGCAAAAAAUUAACUGUCAAAUUUCACAAUUACCACACAUACUUAUGACGGCCAAAACAAUGCGCUGACUAUGCUGCCCUUUUCUCUGGAAUCACUCCGCUAUAUUUGCUGCCUGUGAUUACUUUCCAUCGGUGAUUGUAGUGUGCCCCAUGUUAUGACACAACUGUCACUGCAAAAAAAAAAACGUUUUAACCUGCCUGUUGUCACAGCGAGUGCUCUGUGAAUGUGAAUUUUGAAUUUUAACUGCCUAAAUUUUAUUGUAUCUAGUCAGCUACAUUGGGAACCACGACAUGCGUUAUUUAACAGAAAAACUAUCAAACAAUUUAUUUUUUCACGCAUAUAUAGACAAUUAACAGUGUGUAAUAUGUCCACCAGGUAAGGCGAAAUGAGACUCGUAUGUCUCCUAUUGAGGCCUUCACCCCAGACGUGGAAGUCUGACAGAAGGACCAAAACCAAUGAAAACUUGUGAAUGAAACUUGUGAAAACUGUUGAUUACUUAAUAUGCAAAAAGGGCAGAAAAAAAUAAAUACUCUAAUAUGUGUAUAAGGAAGCACUGCAUACAAAAUGUAAUGGUUGAAGUAAGAUUAUCUGCACAUGAAGCCCUUACGCUGUAAAGCAAAAUGUAAUUCAGAGCAUUUUAUGAUGAACCAAUAAAGAGGUAUACGUUUUAAAGGAAGAUGAGAAGUAUUAUUGCUUAUUCUUUUUUUUCCGAAAACAAAAAAUAAAUGACCUUUCGGUGCCCAGUUUGGUUAAAGAUGAGUAGGAAUUACACAAUGAAAUUAUUUAUAAUCUAUAGUCUUAUUACUGUAUUGAGUCCUUGGUAUUAAACAGCAAAAAUAAACAAUAGAGAUCUGACUUUGCAUUUCAGAUAAAUACAGAAGCUGUCAGACGCAAUAUUCAACGCUCAAAUUUGUAGUUGAUUGUGUGUUGAUAUGAUAGACAGAAUAAUGGCAAAUUAUACAUUUUUUUAGCAAACUGAGAUGAAGAGAUACACCAAUAUUUGAGUAAUUCAAGACGCUGAAUAAAAGCUCUGCUCAGCUUAAAUACCUAACAUUUAAAACGGCUGCACUCUUGAACUACUGUUACUAUUAUACAGGUCUCCAGGUGGCUGCUAUUUGUUGUCGCUAAAUAUAAUGGCACUAAGUUUUGUGGGGGAUUCGGAGAAAAUGUGAUAUUUAGGAAUUUGUAAUAAACAUGCCACAAUGGCUUAAUGCACAA